UAGCACAGACAGAACCAGCAGGUACAGACUGAAAGAAGGAGCUCAGUGAAAGCUGAUACGAUGUGCUCGGACUUACCUUGAACAAAGUGACCAACGGAACGCCUGGACCAACUUUAUAAGAGUCAACUUGCAAAGUCUGAAAACUCGAAACUUUUUCCAGUUCGAUAGAGAUGAAGUUGGAUGGUUUAUUGGGGAUUCCUGGUUCUUCCACAAACCCAGACUGUGAAAAACUACAGGUUCUCAUGUAAAAGAUCGAAGCAAAGCCCAUGAGAAUGUUUGUUUUACUGGCUCUUCUUCUCAGCCUCCAGGCAGUUGUGCACAUUAAACCAGCUAAAGCCAGUCAGUCCUGUACAAUAACAUCUGAUGGGCGUUCAGCAGACUGUAAAGGUCUACGGCUGGAUCAUGUGCCUAUAACAAAUCUGCCUGCCUCUCUAGAAGAGCUCGACCUGUCUUUCAAUACCAUACAGGUCAUCAUCAAACAAGAUCUGUUCAAACUUAGUCAACUGAGAGUACUCAAGCUUAAUUACAACAACAUCUCUCUAGUUGUGGAUGAUGCCUUUCAUGGAAACAUUUUUUUGGAGUAUCUGAACUUAUUUAAUAACUCUCUGACAGAAAUUCCAUUCAAAGCUCUUAAACCGCUCACAAAUUUAAGGGUUUUGGAAAUGUCCAAUAAUUUGUACACCAAAGCAUCUCUGGAUGCUUCUUUUUUGAAUUUCACCCAGUUAAAAGAGCUGUCCAUUGGUGGAUCGCUGGUCAGUAGUUUGGGAAGCCAUGACAUUUAUGUGUUGAAGAAAAUCUCAUUGGACAAGUUUGCCAUUAAAACCGGUACUGGUUUUAAAAGUUAUGAACCUGGGUAUUUUAGCAACCUCAACACAAAAAACUUGUGGUUCGAUAUAGCUUUUGACAAAAAGCCAGAUAUGCUUCCUAUGAUAUUGAAAGAUCUGGCGAACAAGACUUUUGAUGUGCUACGUUUCCGAAACCUUUUUGAAUUUCAGUACUAUACUGGUAAACAUGAUAUUUUUAAUGGCCUGCAGUAUGUAAAUACUCAACUCCUAACCUUCUAUCGUGGUAAAUUCAAUGAGGGAGUUAUGAGAAUGGCUCUGGUAAAUUUGGCAAUCAGUUCAAUCAAAGGCCUGGAACUGCUGCUCAUUGACUUUGCUCGUUCACAGAACAGAUCACAGGGAUCCAGUGUAACAAACUUGACCUUGGACAAGCUUGUGCUCUCGGACAUUAGUAAUCCAGAUAUAAUGCGCUUCGACUGGAGCUUUACCUGGCUCAAUCAUGUCCGCCAAUUCAUUGUAUGGAAUGUGAACUUCAACAGCGUACCAUGUGACUCGUGGCUGGAGAUGAAAAGUGUUGAGCUUCUGGACAUCUCUAACAACCAGCUGAGGGACAGUUAUAUUUAUAACCCACUGUGUGACACUAGAAAUGCGCUGCACAAGCUUGAAACCUUCAACGUCAGUCGCAAUCGACUUAACAGCCUCAGUGACUUAGCAUCUCUGACCAAAGACUUUGUUAAGCUGACUACGAUCGAUAUGAGCCACAACCAGCUGCAAUAUAUGGGUAAACGUCACUGUUCCUGGAGACCGACCAUUACCAAAGUAAUCGCUCAUCAUAAUAGUCUGACGUGGGACAGUUUUAAGUGCCUUCCCUUUUCUGUAAGCUUCCUCGAUCUUUCGUACAGCAGCCUAGACCAGCUUGACAUGGACUAUUUUAAUAAGGCAUCCAAUCUGACUGAGCUCCUCCUCAGUGGCAACAAGAUCAAGUUCAUCCCUUCCGGCUGGAGGAAUCCAUACUUGAGGAUGCUCGCUUUAGAUGGGAACUCUUUUGGACUUGUUAGCAUGACAUCUUUUAAGGACAUGCCUAGCCUACGCAUCCUGACCGCAGGCAACAACCCUUACCAUUGCACCUGUGAUCUCUAUACCUUCAUACAGGAAACCACAAGCAAGGGCAAAGUGACCAUCACGGACUGGCCAAAGAACUACAAGUGUUACCAUCCUGAGCGUCUUCUCAACACAAUGGUAUCAAAAUACUUCCCUGGUCAUUUAGCCUGUAAUAUUACACUCGUUAUCAUCAUCUGUGUGUCAACAACGGCGGUCAUUGUCCUUGGUCUAAUGCUUCUGUGCUACAUUUUUCACGUGCCAUGGUAUAUAAAAGCUACAUACCAGAUCAUCAGAGCCAGGUACAGGGCUCAUAAAGAAGGUUCAGGCCAGGCUAUGGACUACACCUUUCAUGCUUUCAUCUCUUACAGCCAUGCGGAUGCAGACUGGGUUCGAGAGCAGCUGCUCCCUUGUCUAGAGAACUCUAAGCCUCCUUACUGCCUCUGCAUCCAUGAAAGAGACUUCACUCCAGGGAAGUGGAUCAUUGACAACAUCAUUGAGAACAUUGAAGAUAGUCGCAAGGUAAUCUUCGUGUUGUCGCGGAACUUUGUGAACAGCGAGUGGUGUAACUACGAGCUCUACUUUGCCCAACAGCGGGCCAUUGGCAAGACGUUCAGUGAUGUCAUCCUGAUUCUGAAGGAGCCCAUAGACCCCACUUCUCUUCCCAGUAAAUUCUGCAAGCUCAAAAGGAUGCUCAAUACCAAAACCUACCUAGAGUGGCCCCAGCAACCAACAGAACAGAGCUUUUUUUGGGUCCAGCUGAGGAGUGUUCUGGGCAAACCAAACAUCAUAAGACAGCGUACGACCAGCCGGCAUAGUCGCCUGUCUUCAGUGAGGUCUGUUUCCCUGAUGGAGCUGCCACAGGACCAGAGUUCUGCAGGAACCAAUGAAGAUGCCCACCAAAUCAGUGAUGAGCCUUCUAAUAGAUGUCAACAAACUUUAGAGAACUUGCUUGAAGGACAUAAAUACAAAAACAACAUGGUUUCAAAACUGGAAGACGCAAUGGAAGGCCUGAUUACAGUGUUCCACACAUACUCCUCCAAAGAGGGAGACAAGUGCAAGCUAAACAAAGCUGAACUCAAGAGUUUGCUUCAGGGAGAACUCAGUGACUUUUUAGCAGCAAGCAAAGACCCUAUGGUUGUGGAGAAGAUCAUGUCUGAUCUGGAUGAGAACCAGGAUGGAGAAGUGGACUUUCAGGAGUUUGUUGUGCUGGUGGCUGUUAUCACAGUGGCAUUGUCUGGCAGCACUGUGUUCCUGUUAGAGCCACCAGCACAAGCACCAGACGAUGCUGAUCCAGGUGAAAGCCCCAGUGCAGCAGCAACAGCACAUGGAGACGAUGAUGAGGAGGAGACCAUCUCUCUGGAUUCCAGAAGGCAUGAGAUGGUCUGCAAUGCUGACUGUGUGAUCAGCAAUGUUGUGGCAAAAUGGCCUGGCUCAGUCCAUGACUCCAGAAUCUUUCGGGCCUCUGAAAUCUAUCAGUGCCUAUCACAAGGUGAAUUCUCUGGUGUGUUGCUGGGAGACAGGGGGUAUGGCUGCCAGCCUUUUCUCUUGACACCUUUCACAGACCCCCAGGAAGCACAGCAGGCCUACAACCAUGCCCAUGCCAGGACCAGGGCCAGAGUUGAAAUGACCUUUGGCCUCCUGAAGGCACGCUUUCAAUGCCUUCACAAAUUAAGGGUCAACCCUGUUAGGGCAUGUGAUAUUACUGUGGCUUGUGCUGUCCUCCACAAUGUGGCCUGCUUGAGGAAGGAGAGGGCCCCCAGAGUGCCACCAGCCAUGGACUGGGACAAUCCGGCAAUCUUCCCUGAUGACGACAGUGACAAAAACAACAUGGUUUCAAAACUGGAAGACGCAAUGGAAGGCCUGAUUACAGUGUUCCACACAUACUCCUCCAAAGAGGGAGACAAGUGCAAGCUAAACAAAGCUGAACUCAAGAGUUUGCUUCAGGGAGAACUCAGUGACUUUUUAGCAGCAAGCAAAGACCCUAUGGUUGUGGAGAAGAUCAUGUUUGAACUAGAUGAGAACCAGGAUGGAGAAGUGGACUUUCAGGAGUUUGUUGUGCUGGUGGCUGCUAUCACAGUGGCAUGUAAUGAUUUCUUUGUAGAGAGCAUGAAGAAUUGAUGUUUUUCCAUGUCUCUCUUAAGCUGUGUCAUUUUGUAAACCUCAUUUAUCAGAAAUAAAGACUCUAGUGAUGUGCA
Molecule: messenger RNA, 4078 nt
Organism: Carassius auratus (goldfish)
Lineage: Eukaryota; Metazoa; Chordata; Actinopteri; Cypriniformes; Cyprinidae
Product: toll-like receptor 6
Exons: 13
Coding region: 267-4001 (1244 amino acids)
Biological process (GO): inflammatory response; toll-like receptor signaling pathway; regulation of heart contraction
Cellular component (GO): plasma membrane
Molecular function (GO): calcium ion binding; protein binding; signaling receptor activity
Source: RefSeq, a predicted model, not a curated record